This is a messenger RNA of Symbiodinium pilosum, 654 nucleotides long. NCBI's taxonomy places the organism in Eukaryota, Dinophyceae, Suessiales, Symbiodiniaceae. The record is from the annotation of a GenBank genome assembly.
AUGUAUUUCCAGCUUCUGGGCGCAUUCGCAUGGACAGCCUGGUUUCUCAGAGCCCAGCUGGCUGAUUGCGCCCGGCCAGAAAUCCGUUCGUUGAGCGCCUCACUUGCUGCUGAAUCUGUGACCUUGCAAUUUCGCAAAGCGAUUGCCCGGAGCCGCCGCAAUCUCCAGGCCAUUCGACAAGCAGUCGCUUCUUCCCAGUCUGAGGACGAGGACGAGGACACGAGCGAAGAGGACGAGUCGGAACUUACAUCGUACCUUUGCAAGGCGACGUUGGAGAAGUGCCGCGAGCUGGAUGGAGGGGAGCUUAGAGGCGGACUGAGCAAACUCUGCAAGCAGACGGAUGAGAAGGCCAUUGUUCAAGCGCUCUCCGAAGGGUUCAAAGCAGACGACACCCAGAUUGUCAAGUGGAUAUGCCGUGGCGUAUCGGUUGCUACAGAGGACAUGGGGGAUGACGGCCUCAAAGUCUGUCAGGAGACAGGGAAGAUGCUGUUGGGAGGUCUGACGCAAAUUAUGGAAUCCGGUAACGAUGAUUUCAGGCGACGGAAGUUUCUGCUCUAUGCAGUCAAAGCUGCCGCAGCGCUUGCACCACUUCCACCACCUCUGGGCAAAGUGAUUGACAAGGCUGCAGAUCACGCCCUUGCUCAGUUCUCCGAG